UUACAGUUGUACUAUAAUCCUAAUUUUAAGAGAGGCUGCCCCCACCUGCUGUCAAGAUUGAAGAGAAGAGUGGGUGUGAAAAAUACAGCGAGCCCUCCAUUCUUUCCAAGUCAAGAUAAAAGCAGGAGCUUCUUAAAAAGAGAUUACUGUGGGCUAGAAGAAGUUGGCCAGUCAGCUAAGAAACAUGUUGCUGCUGUUACUUAUACUAUUCCUCGCGCUCCUUCUUCUUCUUCUGCUUCUGGUUCUUCUUCUAAUUCUUCUAGUUCUUCUUCCUCUAGUUCUUCUAGCUCUUCUUCUUCUAGUUCUUCUAGUUCUUCUUCUUCCAGUUCUUCCAGUUCUUCUUCUGCUUCUAGUUCUUCUUCUGCUUCUGCUUCUCCUCCUUCUCCUCCUCCUCCUCCUUCUCCUUCUUCUUCAAUUUCAAGAGAAAUGGAGCCAAAAAUUGUGGAGAACCAACAUAUCAGUGGAAGAUUUACUAGCAGCUUAGAAUUCAGAAGUGGCUUCUCUGCUCCACCUCUAUUGGCAGGAGGAGUUCAUCAUGCUAUGCUGAACCAGCUCAGCCCAUUCCCACCUUUCCACCUGGCUCCUCUGGGCAAUCAUGCUCAAAUGAAUAUGUAUGGGAUAGAUGGAGCUGCAGGUACUCCAUCUUUCUAUCAUGCUAUCCCCCCUGUCCAGAGCUCAUUCAGUUCUAUGGUAUACCCGGGGAUGUACACCGAGUUGACGACCAUCCAGACACAUCUGGCCAGCUUUCUGCCUUUUUAUGGCCCAUGCUACUCGAUACCCAUGGUGGCCACUGCCUCUGCCAUCCCCAUGCUCAUGCCGCCGGAAGAGCAGCAAACCUCUUGGUACCACCACUGUUCCGGUUGCAACUGCGGUUCUUCAAGCAAUGCCCAUUCUUCCAAAAGAGAUGCAAGGCGUGACUAAUGUGCAAGCUACCAGUGCUGAAGCUAAGCCCCAAUUUCCCUGUUUUGUUUUGUUUUCAAGAGGCUAGUCACCAGAAAGCAAA
Molecule: messenger RNA, 1003 nt
Organism: Gracilinanus agilis (Agile Gracile Mouse Opossum)
Lineage: Eukaryota; Metazoa; Chordata; Mammalia; Didelphimorphia; Didelphidae
Product: putative protein TPRXL
Exons: 1
Source: RefSeq, a predicted model, not a curated record